UCUAAAAACCCAUGUAAUGAUCAAUUUUUUUGGCGAUAUUUUGGAAACAUGGGGAGCUUACCAAAUCUGCACGAGUUGGGGAGAAGCGAUGAUUUCACUGAUUCAGGUCAAGUUGGAUUCAAGCCCGGCCCUGCACUGGGUAGACUGUGUGGAGCAUAUAAUUGCGACCUUAGCAAUGAGGAAAAAUCCAGGAUCUUGCAUAGGUAUUCGGGACAUGCUAAAAUUACCAAAGCUAGAAGUAAUCCACAUGAUUCUCAGAAGGUAGUCCACGACGAAGUUAUGCUGGAACACAUGGCCACAUAUUCUCCUGUAUCCGCACGAUCUCGAUACAACCUCAAUAUGCACAGUGGAGGCCCUAUAAAGCGAAUAGAUUCUUUAGCAAGCUCUAUUGGAGCUACAUCAGUUAGAAGAUUACUAACGGUUGUUCGAGGAGCGGCCAAUAACAGUUCCAUGGGUCGCCCUGCUGGAAUUGCAUACAACCGCCGUGUUCUAAUCUCCAACUUAGUGAUAAUGUGCUUUUGCCACUUGUUGUCCACCGCUGCGUUUCUACCCUUUCUGUCUCUUCAGAGCAGUGUUUCGGUGUGGGCACAAUCGUUGACCAACACGGGAUUCGAAUUCAAUUCUGGAUCUUGGCUCAGCUCUGAAAUAUUCCUGGUUGCAGCUGGAUCAGCUUUAAUUGCACCAUGUUUUGUUAAAAUAUUGGGUACCAAUAUUGUGGCCGCUAUAUGUUACGCUGGGAUGGUUGUAUUUUACGCAGCUCAUAUAUACCCGGUAAUUUACGUGACAAUACCUACGAGUCUCCUUUUGGGAAUUCUGCUCGGUCUUAUGUCAAGUGCCCACAUUUCGUUCCUCAUGAUCCUCACGCAUCGAAUAGCAGGACUAUUCCAUGAGGAUGGUGAGGAUGGAAGGUAUUCUCGCAGAAUUUGUAUAAUUAGGAGGAUCGCUCGCGCUUUUCAGGGUGCUCAUGACUUCGGAUUAAUACUGGGAUCCGUGUGCUCGUUUCUSGUUAUACAUUUUACGAUCAAUAUAGGAAGAGACGCGUCAACUUAUGAGUUCGACAAUGCAACACUAGUGACAAAUGAUUGCACUUCCAAUAGUGUUCUGCGGAACUGUUCAAAUCAAACGUAUCCUGUAACAUCUUCAAGUCCCUACGACUACAGUUCGUUUCUAGACGACAUUUUUGAUCGCGGAGAAGAUGGUCGCUUAUGUGGAGCUCAAGCUUGUCCCAUAUUUUCAUUGGGGAACUCCUCGCUCCACUCAGGCUUCAAAGUUCUUCCCAUAGAGUCUUCCAAGAUACUCAUUGGAGUUUAUGGAGGAGCCUGCGGGCUGGCUUUUUUGCUGGCUUCGUUGGGAUUGGACAGCAUAAGAACAUUGACAUACCAAGAUCCUCUAGAUAGAGGACUGGGUCUUUCGGCUCUCAGAGCGAUUCUAGAUAGUUUUAGAGAUCCAAGACUGCAACUGACUGCUCCACUAGCUGUUUUUAUGGGCCUCGAACAGGCUUUCAUUUAUGCCGACUUUGCCAAGUCGUACGUAGUUUGCACGUUAGGAAUUCAUCGACUCAAUUUAGUAUUUCUAUCGAUGGGACUGCUCCAAUCAGUUGCAGCCUGCACAUUAAGUAUGCUAUUGAGGACAAUCAGACGAUACUAUGUGGUUGCUGUAGGAUUUGCUUUUCAAAUUUGCCUGAUAAUGGUGUUGGUGCUAUGGAAACCCAUAGAAGACGAUCCCGCAUUGUUCUAUGUGAUAUCGGCAGCUUGGGGUGUAUGCCAUGCCAUUUGGGAAAUGAUCAGUUUCACUUUAUUAACAGGUCAGUAUUUGGACCAUUGGGAGGCAGCAUUUGCCAAUCGAGCAUUCUUCAAGUUUAUAGGAUUGUCCAUAGCUUUUCUACUCCAUAGUUUUCUAUGUAAUUAUAUGAAACUGUAUCUGUUAGCGCUCGUUAUGAUAAUAUCAGUCAUACCAUUCGCGUUAUUGGAGUACCGGCUGGAAAAUAUCAGAAAAAUCAGAAACGUUGCCAGAUUAUGACCGAAAUUGAACCUUUUUUGAUCUACUCGUAGAUAUAUUGCGACGUGCACAUAUCAUGUUCUACGUACUUUACAUCCGUAGAAAUUGUGUGAUUUCAGUUAAUUUACCUGUUUUAUAAUCGACGUAUGUUACCAAUUAGGCAAAGUGAUUGAAUGAGCAAUCGGUGUAUGAUACAGGAUUUAAUUUGUUAUGUUUCUUCCAAAAUCAGCUCAAAGAGAAGAGAUAUAAAAGCGCCAGGCCGACAAUCUUAGGUCUGAUCGUUCACUGCAGAAUUCAAUAACUUAUAGCGCUAGUAAAACGACUACAAAUCGCGUAUUUGAAAUCAAUUCAUAUCAACAAAAAAAAAUUAAAAAUAGACCGAAGUAUAAAAACGUAUUAACAAAAGAAAAGUCAAGAAUAAGCACGAUUGAAAUAAGGAAAAACUUUUUCAUUUUUAGUAAAAUUGCAAAAAAAGUUGAAUGAAACAGAUAAAUGAGCGCCACAUUGUUCGCCUGGGCGAUUAUAUUUUAUAUACCUACAAGAGAAUGAACUAAAUGGGUAACAAGCUUCCAUGUGCUGAGCAAACAAUCUCUCAAACUUUAAUUGAUUUUGAAAGAACCAUACCAGCAAGCGAUUAUUGUUUGGAUUUAAAACAAAAGUUUUACUUAUUAUUCCUAUACUAUACUUACUAGUCUUAUUAAAUUAAGUAGGUACCACUCUGAAACUAACUUAUUAAUCAUUUCGUUUUAAAUGCUAUUUUAAAGUUUCGCCAUGUGAAAAUUACUCUUUGUGACAUACCUUUUGUAAUAUAACUUGUUUCCGAUUAUUCCUUAAUAUUCUUCUUUAACCUCCCUUAAAUGUAUCUGUUAUUGACAAUUAAUAGUUUGGAAAAAUGUAACAUUUACUAUUUUUUAGAUUUUGCUUACGACCUCUUUAAUACUUUCGAAGAUUUAGCUGCAGCCUGCACAUUAGAUUUUUUUUUCAACGUCAAAACUAAAAUUUGCUUCAAUUUAUACGAUCUCCGAUUAUUUCUUCUAUGCUUAUUUGGAAAUUAACAAUAAAAAUAUAUUUGAAACCUUCGGUGCUUGCAUGCAAAAUGAUAAUAAGCGAAUUCUACUUUAAAUAAGCAAAUUAUACAUUUUUUAUUUUCAAAAACGUGAAAGAGAAUGAAUAAUUGUCAUUCUAAAUUUUGUUUUUUGUUUUAUUUACGUUUUCACAAGCAAUUUUUUAGCAAAAAAAGAAGGAGCUUUAUUAAGGCGUUUUUUAAAUCGUUUUUACGAAAAUAUCUCGUAUUUUUAGACCCGACUAUAAGUUCCAAACACUUUUUUCCAUCAAGAUUUUGCUUUUACAAAAAGUUGCAAUUAAAUGUGCAAAUACAUUUAGGAUGUUACGAAUUUAUUGUAUUAGCUUCGUUAUUUUUGCAUAAAUAACGCGUUUUAGAUGAUCUAGAAGCAAGCGAGAUUAUAGAAAGUUAUUAAAAACUUUCUUAAUUUCUACUACUGACGUACUGACCAUUAUUUAAAUAUUACAAAUUACGUUAUUAAAAAAUUUUAGUAUUUUGGGACAAAAUUCCCUAAAAUUAAAGAUAUCAAACAUCUCAUCGACUUUGUUUUGUUGUAUUUCAAUUAUUCCUUAUUAUGUUGUCAUAUAUUGCCAUUUUUAACAAGCUUUCAUUCUUCUGAAACGAAUGAAGUAACACAUUUGCCAGUGGAGUUAUUAUGUAAAAGUUAAACUAAAAUGUAUAUAAAAUUUAGCACCUUUGAGCAAAUCACAUUCUUAAGGACCUUGAACUAAAAAAGUGCAACUACAACUAACAUAAAAACCUUGAUGAAAAUGAGUUAAGAACUUAUAGUUGUUACUAACUAAAAAUUUACAUUUUCAGUUAUUAAUAUUUAAUAUUUAAGAAGCAAAAUGUAUUCAGAAAAUCUCAAAAAUUGUCCUGUAAAAUAUGUCUAAGAAACGUGCACUAAAAAAUGACAAGUUUUCGUAAAAGGAGAACCUUGUUGAAAAUGUGUUUGGAUCUUAUAAUUGUGUCUAAAAAGAGGUGAUAUUUUCUUAAAAAAACACCCUAAUAAAGCUCCUUCUUUCUUCUCUUAAAAAUCGCCUGUGAAACCGUAAUUAAAACAAACAAAAAUUAGACAGACAAUUAUUCAAUAAGUUUUCUGAUUUAUCUUUUUUCAAUAGUACGUUUUGAAACAUAAAUUUAAAAUAUAAUAAAUCGAGUACCAACACGUAUAUUGGCCGCUCGCACCGGCUUCAAAAGAUUUCGGAAGAAUCUACAUCCAAAUUUCAAUAAUUUAUACCUGCUUUGAAUCAAUUUUAUACUAUCUAAUUAUAAUCUGGAUAGGAAUUUUUUUGUUUUUUUUUGUUGCAAAAUCGUUUCAGACUUGCAUGUAUAUGUUUUAAAAAUAUGCAGUACUGGACCUUAGUCCUAUCGAAUUAAUGUAUUUUUUAUAAAUAUUUUUUUUAUAUAAUCUAUACCUAUCCUUAAUUAUUACUAUGUAAGAUUAAUUUGAUAUUGGUAUUGUAGAUAAAAAUUUACAUUUAUGCAAAAUUUGUCUACUUCGUUAGUAUUAUCCUUUUCGGAUCCUACUUGUAAACCAGAUUCAAUUGGUGUGACUAAAGAUGUGGUAAAUAGUAUUAUAACGAUAAAAAUUCAUCAAUGUAUAUUGUUAGGCGUACUUAUCGAUGUAUUGGUAAUGAGCGACAAUUUACUUGAAAGCUGCUUUUGCAUAAAUUUCAAGAAACGUUUUUCAACUUGUUAUGCUUUUCAGUAGAAUCACAUGAGGGCUAACUAUAAUAGGAACAAAUUGAGUUCAUUUUUUUCAAAUAAAGAAUUGAAUUGACCCAAAUUUUACCAGUUCUGAAGCUAUAAGACCACCAGAUUUCCGGUAAAGAAAAAGCUCAAUUUGAUAUUAAAUCGGUUUCGGGUUGUGAGAUUACAGCGCCAUAUAUUUUGUGUAUGUAUAACUAAACAUACCAAUGUUGAAGUGUUAGAUUAAGACUAAACUUAUUAUUGUAUAAACUAUGAUAAAUACGUAGAUGAUUUUUCGCAUCAAAAAAAACAUCUGUGAUGUUGUAAAUAAUAUUUUUAAAUCCUUAAAAGGGUUGUUAUAACACCUUCAAGUGUCUUCGAACAAUCUUGUUGUAUAUUGAAAUAAAAGUGAAUCUUGCA
Messenger RNA from Dendroctonus ponderosae (mountain pine beetle), 5173 nucleotides. Its product is annotated as protein unc-93 homolog A. The coding region runs from base 49 to 2019 and encodes 656 amino acids. Lineage: Eukaryota; Metazoa; Arthropoda; Insecta; Coleoptera; Curculionidae. Gene Ontology annotation, cellular component: striated muscle dense body; plasma membrane. The record is from RefSeq and is a predicted model, not a curated record. The transcript has 11 exons. Gene Ontology annotation, biological process: regulation of potassium ion transport; regulation of muscle contraction. Gene Ontology annotation, molecular function: potassium channel regulator activity.